GCGGCGGGGUGUGAGUCCGCAGCCGGGCGCCGAGAUGGUGCAGCUGUACAACCUGCACCCGUUCGGGUCGCAGCAGGUGGUGCCUUGCAAACAGGAACCCGAACGUUUCUGCGGCGGGGGGCGGGACGCGCUGUUCGUGGCGGCGGGCUGCAAGGUGGAGGCGUUCGCGGUGGUUGGCCAGGAGCUGUGCCAGCCGAGGUGUGCCUUCUCCACGCCGGGCCGGGUGCUGCGCCUGGCCUACAGCGAGGCGGGAGACUAUUUGGUGGCAAUUGAGGAGAAAAACAAAGCCACGUUUCUCCGGGCUUAUGUGAACUGGAGGAGCAAAAGGACGGAAACCUCCCGCGUGUGCGUCCGAAUGGUCGGGCACCAUGGGGAGGCGCCUUUCAGCGAGACCUUCAGGGACCAGCUGUCCAUCAUCGAGAUGCCGCUGUCCGAAGCCCCCUCGUGCGUUUCCUGUUGCCCUGGGAGUGGAGACCUCCUCGUUGGCUGCACGGAUAAGCUGGUCUUAUUCCGCCUGACUUAUCAGGCGGUUAACGAGGACUUCUCCAUACUGGACUUUGAACGUUCAUUAAUUAUACACAUAGGUAAUAUCGCUCCUCUAGAGAUUUCUUUCUGUGUUGGCUAUGUCGCUGUCAUGUCAGACUUAGAAGUCUUGGUCCUGAAACUGGAGUCAGACCCGCAGAAUGGUGGCAGCAUUCAUCACCGGCCACCGAGGACCAGCGGCAGUCCAAGGAAACGGGCAGAGGAAGUCAUGAGCAGUGACCCUUCCCAGCUUGACUCAGAUGAUUUCGUCAUGUGCCUGAAGCCCACGGAGCUUCUCGGUGACAAGAGCCGGCAGUCCGGGGUGUGCGUGACGCUGGAGUCGACGGGCUUAGCCGAGGCGAAGAGAAAGUACUUCCAUGUUCAGCACCUGCUGUACAGACGCUUCACGCCUGACAUUUCCUCGUACGUCUCGCCUGACGACAUCAAGCUGCAUUCCCUCCAGCUGCUGCCUGUUUACCAAGCGGGCACGUCCGCCAGGGCUGCGGGGCCGGGAGGUUCUCUUACUUCCAAUGGGAAAAAUCCACCUGAGGCGAAAGAGUUGCUGAGUGUCUUCUGUUUUUUCUCGCUGCCCCACGUGGGCUAUCUCUACAUGGUGGCCAAGUCUGUGGAGCUGCUGUCAGUCUAUCAGUACCCCGAGACGUCUCAGCAGGCUGUGCUCACCCCAUACUUCCUGCACGUCAUCACAAGGUACCGUCACCUCUGUGGCUACAGCACCAGGAAGUUUGACAAAAUCAGCAACGACAAGAAUACUGGCAGCAAUGAAAACAGCCACGUGAAUUGCCAGCAGAAGAAACCCCGGGAUUUCGAGCACGCUUGCCCACCUGUCAGUAUGGAUGUCUGUGCCCUGAGGAUACAGCUCUUCAUCGGCCUGAAAGCCCUCUGCCACUUCAACAACCACGUCACACUCCUGACCAAGGCGGGCCCGGAGACCGUCCCAGCACAAAGACAGUCGCCCAAGAGGCUCCUUUCCAGAAAAGAUAACAGUGUUAAGCCCAAAGCUGCUCCUGUGGCCGAGGCCGGGUGGAAUUUAUAUAUUGUGAACACGGUGUCACCGGUGCAGCUCUACAAAGAAAUGGUCGACUACAGCAACACCUACAAGACUGUGAAGACCCAGAGCUGCAUCCACCUUCUCAGCGAGGCCCACCUGCUGGUGAGAGCCGCCCUGAUGGCCGGGCACCAGCUGGAGCCCGGAGAGAAGGCGGAGCUCUUGGAGGCGUUUAGAGAAAGCGCCGGGCACCUGGGAGACUGUUACAGCAGGCUGGACACCCAGCAAGCGCACCUGGCCUUGCCGUACUACAAGAUGUCCGGGUGGUCUAUGGCUGAGGUUUUGGCCCGAGCGGACUGCACCGGGGAGGACGGAGCACAGAAAUACGAGAGGGGCUUGGUCUUUUAUAUGAAUCACGCUCUCUACGAAGACCUGGAUGAAGAAUUAAGUGAAGAAUUGGCAGCGAAAGUCAUCCAGAUGUUCCAUGUCACCGAGCCAAAGCAACUCCCCCACGUUCUCUGUAGCCCUUCCAUGAAGAAGGCGAACCCCCGGACGGCCCUGAGCUAUCUGCGGAAGCUGGACGCGGCUGGGUUCUCAUCAGUCGUAGUGACCCUGGCCAAGGCAGCAGUGGCUCUGAAACUGGGUGACCUCGACACGCACAGGCAUGAGAUGGAAAGCCAUUCAGAGAUGAAGCUGGUUUGUGGCUUCAUCCUGGAACCUCGACUUCUGAUUCGGCAGCGGAAGGGACAGACUUUGCCAACGGAGCUGGCCGCUCACCUCAGGGAGACACGGCCUGGGUUGAUUGUGGCCUCGAUCCUGGGUCUACAGAAGAACAACAAAAUUGGAUUGGAAGAAGCAGAUUCCUUUUUUAAGGCGCUUUGUGGUAAGGAGGAAGAUACGAUUCCCCAGCUCCUGGUGGACUUCUGGGAAGCCCAGCUUGUGGCCUGUCUCCCGGAUGUGGUCCUUCAGGAGCUGUUUUUCAAGCUCACGUCACAUUACAUCUGGAGGUUAUCGACCAGGCAGCCGCCCGACACCGCCCCACUGAGGACGUCAGAGGAGCUGAUAAAUGCCUGUGGUCAUUAUGGCUUAAUUUAUCCGUGGGUUAAUGUUUUAAUAUCAUAUGAUUCCUCGGCUGAUAAAAAUUACACAGAAGACCUUUCAAAAUUACAGUCUCUCCUCUGUGGCCCUUCGUUUGACAUAGCCUCCAUGAGCCCCUUCCUGGAGCUGCUCCCAGAGGACACCGCGGCCGGCCUCAGCGUCCACGUGCUGUGCCACACGCGCCUGAGGGAGUACGGGCAGUGUCUGGACGCGCUCCUCGAGCGGUGCCCGGAGGCGGUCAUCCCUUACGCCAAUAGCGAACUGAAAGACGAGAACCGGACUCUCUGGUGGAAAAAGCUCCUGCCUGAACUCUGUCAGAGAAUAAAACGUGGCGGGGAGAGGUCCCAGGUCUACGUGUCGUCCUUGAAAGAGACGCUGUCGGUGGUCGCCGUGGAACUGGAGCUGAGGGAUUUCCUGAACGUCCUCCCCGAAGACGGCACGGCAGCCUUUUUCCUGCCGUAUCUUCUCUACUGCUGUCGGAAGAAGUCCUUGACUUGAGGGCCACCGUGGCUCGUGCGGUUGCAGUCUGAAGCGCCGAGUGCCCGGUGAAUCAGCGAGGAGUCCAUUUCCCUGUUGAAUGUGCGUGCUGCGUGCGUGCGUGCUGCGUGCGUGCGUGCUGCGUGCUGCGUGCGUGUGUUGGGGGAGGGGGAGGGUAAUGGAUGUUACAGGUGCUUUCCUUACCAAGCAGUGGCUCUUGCUCAUUUUUAAAUUUAUGACCUGAGUGUAUUUAAUUGUCCCAAAUGUGAAAAGAAAGUCUCAAGACAUAAUUCCACGAAGAAUCAGUAUUCCUCCCCCGCCACCCCUCUCUUCUCCCCUCCUGUGGCACCCGAGGCAAGGCAGCCAGCCCUGCACGGACUCUCCUGUCAUAGCUGUGACAUGUCCAUCGAACUGUACCCCAGACACCCUAUUUUGUUAAAGGAGGAGACAGGUUUUUAUUCCAAGGGCUGACAUAAACUCAUGAUUGUUGGCCACACGACAAUCUUCUUCAUCCCAGAAGUACCUUAAAGGAAUAUUUGCAAAUGUUACCUGAAAGAAGGUCACUCUACGUGGUCUGGAACUUUCUUUUUGCUGUUUCCAGAUUUGCCUGUGGGGCCACCGGGUGGAUUGUUCAGGUUUGGGCUUCUCAUAGAUGUUGCAGGAUUUCAAGCAUACUUCCCUUGUUUCUUGAUGUUUCUCUCUGUGCAUCAACUAACGUAGGGGGUUACUAAGCGAAUUGUGUUCUUGUCUGGCAGUUAACAUGAUUCAUUGAAUGCAUGGUUUUGAGCCAAAUUCUUUCUUUUUUUUUUUUUUGCUGUCUACUCUUGCCCUUCUAGUCUAUGUGAACAUACAUGUAUGAUUGGAUUUCCAACCAGGCCUCCUGUUAAAGACUAUUUGGGAGCUCAAGUUCAGCCCAUUGAUAGUGGCCUUUUGCUCAGUUUACAACUGUUUAGAAGCGUUUCUCCUCCCAGCAACAUUCAUUUUUACUGGAUUAUUCUAUAAAAAUGUUUUUUAACUUG
This is a messenger RNA of Echinops telfairi (small Madagascar hedgehog), 4122 nucleotides long. RefSeq names its product HPS3 biogenesis of lysosomal organelles complex 2 subunit 1 (gene HPS3). Gene Ontology annotation, cellular component: cytoplasm. The coding region runs from base 35 to 3124 and encodes 1029 amino acids. The transcript is spliced from 17 exons. The record is from RefSeq and is a predicted model, not a curated record. Gene Ontology annotation, biological process: organelle organization. NCBI's taxonomy places the organism in Eukaryota, Metazoa, Chordata, Mammalia, Afrosoricida, Tenrecidae.